AUGAAUAACGGUUGUGAGGUUUUCGCAAAGCUCCCAAAUCCCAACGCCGGGGCUGCUCGUUUCACAAUUGCUUCCGAGGUCGCCACACAUAAAUUACUUUCCGACGUCUUGAAGCUCCCUGUUCCCCGAGUUCUAGCAUGGUCCUUUGAUGCAAAUAAUCAUGUUGGGGCCGAGUAUAUCAUUGAAGAAAAAGCGCCCGGUGUUCGUCUAGGCUCUGUUUGGAAUCUAUGGCCUCGAGAAUCAAAGCUCCAAUUGAUCAUCCAGGUGAUUGACAUUCAGAACACUUUAACCGGUGUGACUUUCGAUAUGCACGGCUGUAUUUACCUCAAGGACGAUCUUCGCUCCCUAGGCGAGGAACCUAAAGAAGCCAACAUUCAGUCUGCUACGACCAGCAUCCCUGAUAUUUUUGCCAUGGGACCUCUCACUACCAGCGAAUUGUGGAACGGGGUAAGGAGUGGCAUGAAUUUGGAUCGUGGUCCCUGGAAGGAUUCCAGCGACUACACUCGCGCAUUGGGACGCAACGAGAUUUCAUAUAUCAAGUCACAUGCAAUUCCUCGGAUGAACUACUAUCGGUCGCUCAAAACCCAGGAACAUCCCGAGGACGGUCUUGCUCUUUUGACCAAAUAUAUGAAAGUUGCUCCCUAUCUUAUUCCUCAAUCUACCAACGAAGCAGCAUCCAACAACGUUCUAAUGCACCCCGAUCUUCAUCUGGAUAACAUCUUCGUCGAUCCAGAGACCCUUCAAAUCACACGUAUCGUGGAUUGGCAAUCGGCGUGUGCUGCACCGUUAUUCUAUCAUGCCGAUGUCCCAAGGAUGUGUGCCCACCGUGGGCCUCUUCAAGAAGGCUGGGCCGUGGCCGAAAGACCGAAAGACUUUGACAGCCUAGGUGCAGAAGAACAACGCAAGAUCGACGACGAUCUAGAGAGUCAGAUACUUCACAAAUACUACCUGGCCAAGGUGUACAGACUAUCGCCUCGUUACUGGUCUGUCCCCCAAAAUAAAAAUAUCCCUAUCAUCCGAAAACCAGUUUGGCUGGUUACAGGAGUGUGGGAAAAUCGCGAUCUAUUUUUUCUUCGCGAAUCACUCAUGUUGCUCUUCGCUCAGUGGGAAGAACUCGUCCCGGGUGUAGCAUGUCCGAUCGAUUUCACCAAUCAGGAUAUCGAACUUCACUCCAAGGAAGAGGAGAAUAUAAAUGGUGUCGGGAAGUUGCUGACAAUAUUUCGAGAUGAAUCUGUGCUCCCGGUGGAUGGCAUGGUCCUGCCCAAAGACUAUGAUACAGCCCAGAAGAAUAGCCGGAAAUUCAAAGAUAUCUUCAUCGGACUAGCUAAAGAUGACGAAGAGAAAGAGUUGUUCACCAAACUCUGGCCAUACCAGGAACCUGCAGACACUGAGCGUUCGUGA
Penicillium psychrosexuale is the source of this 1401-nucleotide messenger RNA. Its product is annotated as Aminoglycoside phosphotransferase. Gene Ontology annotation, cellular component: mitochondrion. The record is from RefSeq and is a predicted model, not a curated record. The transcript has 3 exons. The coding region runs from base 1 to 1401 and encodes 466 amino acids. Lineage: Eukaryota; Fungi; Ascomycota; Eurotiomycetes; Eurotiales; Aspergillaceae.